Messenger RNA from Puntigrus tetrazona (Sumatra barb), 2489 nucleotides. RefSeq names its product POF1B actin binding protein (gene pof1b). NCBI's taxonomy places the organism in Eukaryota, Metazoa, Chordata, Actinopteri, Cypriniformes, Cyprinidae. Gene Ontology annotation, cellular component: actin filament; adherens junction; bicellular tight junction. Gene Ontology annotation, molecular function: actin filament binding. The coding region runs from base 128 to 1681 and encodes 517 amino acids. Gene Ontology annotation, biological process: bicellular tight junction assembly; epithelial cell morphogenesis; actin filament organization. The record is from RefSeq and is a predicted model, not a curated record. The transcript has 13 exons.
CAACUUCACUGGAGAGACUUCAGGAGUCUCGCAGCGGCGCGCGCAAGGGCUUUGCUAACUUCACCUAACUCAUUUUUAUAUCGAUGGUAUUUCUUCGUUAAUUUUCUGGACUUACACAACCGCAGAAAUGACUCUACCAUACUCCCAAAGCGUAACGACACUGAAGACAGUGACCGUCGCGGAACCGAGCACACAGACUGUCCUGACGUCCACUCCUGUCGGGCUAAGCGAAGGGUCGACGACUUACCGAACAGUAAAUCUCGCGGGAGCUCAGCUACAGCCGGUCCAGUACAUUAACAGCCAAAUGGAGGGGAACGUGAUGUACGGGGGGGCGCGUUACCUGGUGCCUGUGCAGCAACGGCCCGCGGAGUCCAUCGUGUACCUGAGCCAGGCGCCGCGCGUCGUUCAACCGGUGUAUUUACAGAACAUUCAGCCCGUCAGCGUCAGCAGCGUCGACGAAACCGACACCUACAGGCAAAUAAACAUAAAUGGACAAACAUCCGUCUUCAGCCAGGUCUCCAGUCCAGUCAAAAGCCCCGAACCCUCUGAGUCGGAGCUGGUGGAGACUUCAAGCAUUCGAGAGGAAAUUGUUGACCUGAAAGAAAUAAAGAAUGGUCUUUCUGAAAUUAAGACAGAGAUUAUUGAUGUGGAACCAAUCGCCAAGAUGGACAACCGCUUCUUUGGUGAGCUUCUUGCUGAGGUUUACCGCAAGAACUCAGAUAUUCACACCUGCAUCUCCGAUCAUGUGGCCAAGAUUCGUGGAAGGAAACACCUUCUGGACCCCACCAUUGACUAUAAGGUGGAAAAAGAAGAAAUAGAGAGUCUCAUUCCUAAAGGAGUGUCUGAACUGACUAAGCAACAAAUCCGCUACCUGCUGCAGACUCGUAUGACGGCUGAUAAGACCAUGCGUCUGUUGAUGGCCACGUUUAGCAGUCUGCGAGAGGAGCUAGUGCAUAUGCAGGACGAUCUAAGGCGUCUGGAGAGUGAGAAGGAGGAGCUGGAGAGAGAUCUGAGCUUCAAGGCAGAUCAGACUCUGCAAUACGACAGACUGCUGGAGACCGUACGUGAGCACAACAGACAACUGCAGGCGACUGUGAAGGAAACUAAUAAUUCUCAGCGUACUCUAGAAAGUCAGCUACUGACCAUGCAGAGCAAAGACCCCAGCAAAGACUUCCGCAUUAAAGAACUGGAGGGCAGCAAGAGAGCUCUGGAGCAGGAAAAUGAGCUGCUCAGGAAGAAGUUGGCAGGGCAGUGCAGUAGUUCUACUGUCCAAAUCAAAACACAGGAACUGUCCAGAGAGUAUGAACAGAUGCUGAAAGAUCUACGAGAGGAGAAGGACCGAGAACUUAAGAGCCUGCGGACCCAGCUUGUAAAGAUCCAGACCGAGCGCACCAUUACACAGACUUCUGACAGCGGUUUGGAGAUGCGUAUCUCUGAGCUCCUUUCCAAACUAGAACAACGUGAAAGUGUCAUCAGACACCAGGAGGAGGAAAUCAGGCGACUCAAACAGCAGAAGGUCGACAACUCCAGCAGUACGACGAGGACCGUCGUUACCAAGAGAUACAUGAACCAGUACCCUAUUCUGGGUCUGCUGAGUGACGAGUACCAGUACACACCACCCAUUAAAGAGGACAGGACUGUCGUCAUCGAGAGUUCGGGGGUCAGCACGCGAGUCAUCUAGACUGGAUGAACAGGAAGACGAUAUAGAUGCCUUCCCGGUUUCACCGUCCAAAUCUCAUUCCUUCCCUCUCUCCCUGCAUGCUGCCCUCUUUCCAGUGGUGAUGGUGGCGCUAACUUUUUAGUUUCCAUGCUUUGGAAUUGGAUAAUGCCUUAUGAAGUUAGAACAGCAGUAACAGCAUUUUAUGAAAAAUGCACAAAAUCUUUCACAAGCGUUGUGUUUGUUAGAAUACCGUGUCACUACUGAUAGUUAUUUUUCUAUUUUGGUUUCAUCUAUUAUCGUAUGAUGCACCACAAGCCUUAUUAGCCUCCUGUCAACACUACUGAAAGCAUGUAAAUAUUUGGAGAGAAAUGAUUUGCAAAUAUCAUAUACCUUGACUGGAAUAAAUGUUGAGCAUUGUCAGCAAUGUUAAAGGUAAUUGCUGAUUUUGUUGGUUUUCUUAUUCAUUUGGGUAUAUUAAUUAUUCAAAUAUUAUUUGUUUUUUAUUGUUAUAUGACAGAGGUGAUGCUCCGUGUAGAAAAUAAUGUAUGUCAUAUAUGUCAUAGUGGUCGAAUGAUGCAUGAUUUUUGUUUUUACAUUGGCCCAUGCAGGCCCAUGGAGAGCAGGGUGACCCACUAUAUAUAAAUACAAAAGUCUGGGGUUGGUAACAUUUUCUGACGCUUUUGAAAGUCUUAGCAUGGAUGCAUUCAUUUGAUCAUAUAGUAAAAAAUAUUAUGAUUUAAAGUAACUUUUCUAAUUUUAAUAAAAUGUGUGUAUAUAUAUAUAUAUAUAUACGAAGGUAAAACAUAAUUUUCUGAAAAAAAGUUUUCUU